AUGGCUCUAAGCACAGGACAGCUAGUAUGGAACGGCCAGUCGCACAAGACAUGGGCCCUUCAUGACACAGGUCUCCCAUGGCAGGCCUACGUCAAGGCCAUUCGCAAAGGUGAUAUCUGGCCUGGCAUAUUGGAAAUCCAAAUCCUUGCUAGGCUGCUUAAGGUCAUCCUUGAAGUGUAUGUCAAAGAGGGCACCACGUACAAACGCAUUGCCAAAUUGCAUCCAGAAGACAAUACAAACUGCCCAGUAUGGCGUCUUGAUUAUCAGGAUGGGAAGCACUUUGAACCUCUUGUCCCCGUAAUCCCCAACCCCAUAGCGCCCACUGCAGUCGCUGCUGGCACUGCGGACGAUAACCAUACACCGCCCAUCCAAGCAUCCCACGCCACCCCCGCCGAGGAGGAGCCUGCUUGUACACCAACUUCUCACACUGUCCUCCUGGCCAAUGUCAGCUUUCUUCGGAAGCACGGUGAUGAACUGUACGCGGUUGCGUCAGCGUACGGGGCUGACACUAUCAUGGUCACGGAGACCCGGCUUGCUCAAGACACCAAACUGGUCAAGCAUAAAGCCCGGGACAAGGGUUACCACAUUUGUUGUAGUCAGCCCAGGCCGCCCAAGGCAUCCGGAGGUGGACCUAAUGACGGCGGUGUGGCUAUCCUCAACAGAACUGCGGCGCCGGAUGUUGUGGCCACACAAUGCCCGGUAGCAACUCUAUCUGCGGAUGAUGCACUGCAUUCGGUUAUCCCCAUAGACAAUAACUUUUCGGUUCACGUGAUUGUAGCCUACUGCCCCAAACCGUGCGAAACACUACGAGAAUCCUUGUUCCGGUAUGCUGCCUCACUGGGAGAUGUGCCCAUCAUCAUCGGUGCUGACUGGAACGUUGAAGCAUCUGAGUCGCGAGCGGUAGCAGAAGCCAUCAGCACAGGUUACUGGGUUGACGCCGCUGUACUUCUAGCCAAUAAUGGCGACCCUACAGCCACUGACGUUGCCCAAGCACCUACCACGCACCGCGCAGGAACCCAAGGCCGCCGUGUGGAUUAUUUCCUCGCAAAUGCGGCUGCGCAGCCCAUUGUUUCUGAAGUCUUCAUUGUCAAAGACUUACCUCUGAUUAAUCACUUUGCCGUAGGCCUGCGCCUAAACGACCAAACCGAGUCCGUCCAACAGUCGUGGAGUGCUAUCUUCAACAAUGAGCAGCAGCAUUGGACAAAUGCACGCCUUCAGGGUGAUGUGGAUAACAUGUGGGCCAUCUGGACCCGCACUGCUGAAAACGCACUCAGCAAU
Molecule: messenger RNA, 1278 nt
Organism: Symbiodinium sp. CCMP2456
Lineage: Eukaryota; Dinophyceae; Suessiales; Symbiodiniaceae
Source: the annotation of a GenBank genome assembly